AUGUCAGCUUCGAUGGUUCUCUGUCGUUCACGUCUUUUCUUCGAUAUCGAAUCUGCUUCUUCCUCAGCCUUUGUUUGGAGCUCAGAAAGUAAGAUUGAGGAUGAUGCGAUUGGGUUUGAAGAGCUUGCUGAAUCAGGAAUCAAAGAUGUGAAUGUAGAUCAGGUUAGUAGAGAAGGAAAUGAAGGAGAAGACAAUUUUGGAUGGAAAGGAGGAUCUGAUGUUGAAAUUGAAGAAGAAGAUGACAUGGAUGAAGAUGAAGUUUACAAAUUUUUUAAUCAUUUGAAUGAAGAACACAUCAUGAUUGAAAGACCAGCCGAUCAACCACAAGGAGCACUAGAUCAAUCAUGA
Melampsora larici-populina 98AG31 is the source of this 348-nucleotide messenger RNA. RefSeq lists its product as uncharacterized. The coding region runs from base 1 to 348 and encodes 115 amino acids. The transcript is spliced from 3 exons. The record is from RefSeq and is a predicted model, not a curated record. Lineage: Eukaryota; Fungi; Basidiomycota; Pucciniomycetes; Pucciniales; Melampsoraceae.